AUGGCUAAAAGAAAAUUGGACGAGGUCCAGGCCAGCGCAGUUCCUAACGAUGAUGCUGGUAUUGAUGCCGUUCCAGAAUCCAUAAACGGAAACAACUCAGAUGCCGGUUCCGAUUCUGAUGUUGAAGAAGAAGAGGAAGAAGAUGAAGCCAAGACUGAAGAAGAAACCAUUCGGCAACAAGGUCGUCCCACAAAGAAGCAAAGAAAGCAACUUUCUGCGCAAGAGAUUCAGGUGGCCAGAGAAACAGCAGAGCUUUUCAAGUCGAAUAUCUUCAAAAUGCAAAUCGAUGAGCUUGUGAGCGAAGUCAAGAUUAAAGAGUCUAACGUAUCUCGAAUUGAAAAAGUGUUACAUCGCCUUCAUGGGUGUAUUCUGCAGAUCCCUGCGAGCGAAAGCUUAACACUUGAAGAGGCCGAAAAUCUUAUCAAUCCGAAAAAAGUUGUUAUUCCUUUCCCAGACCCUAAGCCCACGAAGACAAAUUACAAAUUUGGUUAUUUGCCUCCAGAGGACGUUUCCUUGGUCGGAUCUUUUGGAUUAAAAACUGGCAUAGCUCAAAGAGAAGGGAUGUCUAUUGAUAUUUCGUUGACGAUGCCUAAAUCUUUGUUCCUGCCCAAAGAUUAUCUCAACUACCGUGCAUUGUACAAGAGAGCCUUCUAUCUUGCGUACAUGGCAGAACACCUUAUCCACUUGACCAAGAAAAACAAUUUGCCAGUGAAAAUCUCAUAUUGCUAUUUGAACGACGAUGUUCUCUGUCCCAUGCUCAAACUUGAGAGUAUCAAGACAGAUAACAAGGACGACUUAUGUUUCCAUAAGACCAAGUUCUCCAUUAAUUUGAUCGCUGCGUUUCCGUUUGGUGUCUUCGAGCCAAAGAAGCUUUUGCCCGACCGCAAUUGCAUCAGGGUCCAGAGCGAUUCAGAAGAACUCCCGCCUACCCCAUACUACAACUCGUCUAUUCUUUCCCUGUCCACAUAUGAUUACUACUUAAAGUUUUUGUACGCAAGCAAGAAGUCAGCAGAUGCGUUCAAAGACGCUUGCACUUUGGGGAGAUUGUGGUUGCAACAGAGGGGAAUGGGCUCCUCUAUUAAUAAAGGUGGAUUUGGCCACUUUGAAUUUGCCAUAACGAUGGCUGCACUUUUAAACGGAGGUGGAGCCAACGGUAACAAGAUUCUCUUGCACGGUUUCUCUUCAUACCAACUUUUCAAAGGUACAAUCAAGUAUUUGGCCACUAUGGACUUGACCUCAGGUUAUCUCUCGUUUUCAGGUGAAAUUGGCGAUUCAAUCAGCUGCAAGUACAAUGCUGAUGCCGGUUUCAACACACCUACAAUUUUCGAUAAGAAUGUCAAGUUGAACAUAUUGUGGAAGAUGUCCAACUCAUCCUACCAAGCUUUGCGACUACAGGCAAUUAGUACCUAUUCUUUGCUUAAUGAUGUUGUUUACGAUAGAUUUGAUCCAAUCUUAUUACGCAAAACUGGUCUUAACUGCAUGAAGUACGAUUUGGUGUAUAAUGUUGAGCUUCCUGAGGACCUCUACGAAUCCUUUGGCGCCUUAGAGAAGAUAUCAUUCAUCACCUUUGACAACUACGUCAAACACAAAUUGUACGUGAUCUUGAAAACAGCAUUGGGUGAACGAGUAACGAGCUUAGAAAUCUUGAAUGAAAAAGUUUCUAAUGCUUUCCCUCUCACAAGGAGAAAGCCUACCCAACCACAUUGCACAAAAUACACUAUUGGUCUUGAGUUAAAUGCAGAUGAGUGCGAUAAAUUGGUUACUAAGGGCCCUAAUGAUAUAGAUGAAGAACAAGCGGCCAAAUUCCGUGCCUUUUGGGGCUCCAAGUCUUCUUUGAGAAGAUUCAAAGACGGAACAAUCCAACACUGUGUUGUUUGGACAGUGGAAAAAAAUGAACCGCUAGUUUUCCAAAUCAUGAACUACGCCCUCAAUACCCAUGUUCACCGCCUUAUUUCUCAGCAUGCAAGCUCAAAUGCUUCCAAAUUUAAUGCAAGGUUACCAACACCGCUGAAUGCUCUUGCUUCCAACCUGGGUGUAACUUCCACUGCGAACUUCACUCUUUUAAAAUCAUCAUUUGAAGAUCUUUGCAAAAUCAUGUACAAUUUGGAAAUGCCUUUGGGAAUUAAAUCGAUUUUACCCGCUUCUCCUGCUUUGCGCAACACUUCCAUCUUGCAACCUGUUCCAUUCGCAGUUUCUGAUCCUAAUUUCUGGAACGAAGUUGUUUUGCAGUUUGAAACGUCUUCGAGAUGGCCGGAUGAGAUUAAGGCUUUGGAAAAAACGAAGGCUGCGUUCUUAUUGAAAAUGAGUGAUACUUUAAACAAAGAGACGACAUACAAGACAUUCCUUUCUCGUGACCAUUCGAUUCCAUUCAAUGAAGAUGUUACCAUCCUUAAUGUGAUGGCCCCAUCUGGAUUCGGUUUUAAAAUCAGAGUUCUCACAGAAAGAGACGAAAUCCUUUACUUGAGAGCAGUCGAAAAUGCCGGUACGCAAAAAGCGAUCGUUCAGAACAUUUACUUGAAGUUCAACCAGAGAUACAUCGGAUCCAUCAAACACACCAGAACCAUUAACAUUCUCAACAGCAGUUUCCCAUACUAUUCGCCAACUGUCAGAUUAUUGAAACAAUGGUUGGAUGCCCAUGUUCUUUUAGGACAUUUCACAGAUGAACUCGUGGAACUUAUUGCUUUAAAACCAUUUGUGGACCCUGCUCCAUACACAGUGCCGAACUCUGUUGAAAAAGGUUUUCUUCAAGUUUUAGACUUCCUUGCUUCGUGGAACUGGAAAGAUGAUGCAUUAAUCUUAGACCUCGUGAAGCGCAGCGACGCUGUUGUGACUGACUUGGAUAACAAGCUAUCUGACAAAUUAUCAGUUCAAGCAUACCAGUUAAUACAGUCUAACUUCGAGAAAAUCAGGAAGAGCGAUCCUUCAGCUAUGAAGACACAAUUCUUUGUUGGUUCCAAAGACGAUGCAUCAGGAAUAUUGUGGUCCGAUGAAGUGACUCUUCCAAUCGCAAGUAGAUUGACUGCUUUGGCUCGUGCAGCCAUUCUGUUAGUGAAAGACACGGCAUUUGACCAAGCAACGAUGGACUUAUUCUUCACCCCAGCUUUGAACGAUUUUGAUUUCUUUAUGAAGGUGAAAGGAAGCAACCUCAACAAACUGAGUGGUAUCAAAAGAGAAGGCGAGUUCAAGAAUUUGAACACCAAUCUCACUUCUUAUCCGACUGAUAUUACUUCUAGAUACGACUUGAGCAGCGUUCUCGUUGAUGAGCUCAAGAAAAAAUUCGGAAAUAUAAUCAUUUUCUCAUCCAGAAAAUGCCCUGUUCUUUUUGGUGAAGGUGAUAAUGUGGUGUGUGGUGUUUUCGUUCCGACAGCAAUGUCCAAAAAGAAAUUCAGAGUUAGUUUGGGAAUGGAUGUGAAACCCACUGGUGAUGGCGAUGAGGUUGUGAUCAACAAGCAGGAGAUUUUUGACCAGAUCAGCCUUUUGGGAGGUGAUCUCAUCAAAAGCAUAAAAUUUCGCAAAUAG
Messenger RNA from Clavispora lusitaniae ATCC 42720, 3519 nucleotides. RefSeq names its product rRNA-processing protein (gene UTP22). Gene Ontology annotation, biological process: tRNA export from nucleus; rRNA processing. The record is from RefSeq and is a predicted model, not a curated record. Lineage: Eukaryota; Fungi; Ascomycota; Pichiomycetes; Serinales; Metschnikowiaceae. Gene Ontology annotation, cellular component: small-subunit processome; CURI complex; UTP-C complex.